AUGAAGUUGGUGGAUGAGAUAGUAGCACAUAGCUCGGAGGAGCCAUUUCGGACUCCUCGAAAUUUCCUGAAAGCGGCCAUGGCAGAGCAGCUAGGGAAAUCGGGCCGUCUUCUCAAGUCCCACCUUCCCUUCGCCUUCCUCCCGUCUUCCCUAAUGGAAAUAUCCAAGAUGGUCUACAUCGCUCGGAACCCGUACGACGUGGUGGUGAGCUUUUAUCAUCACAUGAAAAAGAUGCCUCACCACCAGUUUCAGGGGAAAAUCUCAGACUUAGUGGACUUCUUCGUCGAAGGGAAUCUUCUUUUUUCUCCCUUCCAUCGACAUGUCCUCGAUGCCUGGGAAAGGAGAGACUCCCCCAACCUCCAUUUCGUCUUCUACGAGGAUUUGAAAAAGGGGGAAGAGGAAGGGGCCGAGAAGAAGCAUGCCUCGGCUGACAGAGCUCUGGGCGUUGGGUACGAGGAUCUUAGGAAAGAACUCGAGAAACUUGCAGAAUUCUUGGGGGUAGACCUUCCUGAGGAACACAUUCCGAUCCUCGAGGACCACCUCAGCUUCCAAAAUUUCAGAAACAACUCUUCCGUCAACAUGGAGUUUCUAAUUCCAGAUAAAUCCUUCAUUCGAAAGGGUAAUGACAUACACACAAAGGCUCUUUCGGGAGAUCCAAUAUAG
Molecule: messenger RNA, 663 nt
Organism: Darwinula stevensoni
Lineage: Eukaryota; Metazoa; Arthropoda; Ostracoda; Podocopida; Darwinulidae
Source: the annotation of a GenBank genome assembly